Messenger RNA from Bufo bufo (common toad), 1661 nucleotides. RefSeq names its product desumoylating isopeptidase 2 (gene DESI2). The coding region runs from base 429 to 1001 and encodes 190 amino acids. The transcript has 5 exons. Gene Ontology annotation, molecular function: deubiquitinase activity. NCBI's taxonomy places the organism in Eukaryota, Metazoa, Chordata, Amphibia, Anura, Bufonidae. Gene Ontology annotation, biological process: protein deubiquitination. The record is from RefSeq and is a predicted model, not a curated record.
GUCACUCCCCUAUCAUCGGGUCAUCCUGUCAGGGGCAGCGCCGCUCAAUUCCCAUGAUAUGUACCUCCGCGGCUUCCGUAAGUGGUCAUCGCUGCUGGAGCUGUGUUAAUACUACGGCCGGUUAAAGCGGCGGAAGGAGAAACAGCAGCUGCGCCGGAACUACUUUGACGUAUCAUUGUUUUAAUCCCAGUCAUGUUUCUAUAACGGGAACUGGAGUGAGGUACAGAGGGAGGAUGCGGCUUACACUGGGCGCUGCACAGCCGCUUCCGCCAGCGCUGUUCUCUAUAGAGCCCGCUAGCGUCCGCCGCCCGGUCAUGACCCGCCUAGCUUUGUGGUCCCCGCUGUAAAGGGCUGCAGGUGGCGGCUCCGGCUCUGAGCGGUCCUCGGCGUACUGUCCUGGAGGCUGAGCCCCGGUUACAUGAGGAGACAUGGCCAACCAGCCGGUGAUACUGAACGUGUAUGAUAUGUAUUGGAUCAACGAGUACACAUCAUCCCUGGGAAUCGGUGUCUUUCACUCUGGUAUUCAAGUAUAUGGCAGAGAAUUUGCUUAUGGCGGUCACCCUUAUCCUUUCUCUGGUGUGUUUGAGAUAUCGCCCGGGGAUUCUUCAGAACUUGGAGACACGUUUAAGUUUAAGGAAGCCAUAGCUCUCGGAAGCACAGAUUUCACUGAGAAUGACAUAGAGAAAAUUGUAGAAGAACUUGGAAAGGAUUUCAAAGGGAAUGCUUACCAUCUAAUGCACAAAAACUGCAACCAUUUUUCAUCAGCUUUAUCAGAGAUCCUGUGCGGUAAGGAGAUUCCCCGUUGGGUAAACCGGUUGGCAUACUUUAGUUCCUGUGUACCUUUUCUACAAAGCUGUCUACCUAAGGAAUGGUUGACGCCUGCUGCCCUCCAAUCCAGUGUCAGCCAGGAGCUGCAGGAAGAACUGGAAGAAGCAGAAGAUGCAGCUGCCUCCACCUCUGCAUCCCUAGUGCCCAGGCCGGGGCGACACACCAAACUAUAGGGGAAUAUUCAUGGGAAAACUGACAAGAGUUGUUUUUCUUUUUGCAAAUAAGUGUUUGGAUUGAUCUCCAGCAACUGACACCUCUGUCCUUCAGAGGACGUGUGUUCCACAUUAGGACAUAAAUGGCCACAUCCACAUUCAUUUGACGUAUUUUCUGCUCAGGAUCAUGUUUGUAUUCAGAAGGUCCAGGACAUAGGCUAUGGUUCCUGCAUAUCUUCCCAGCAUUGUUUCAGAAUUUUUAUUUAUUUACUUUUUUUGUUACUUUCCCUAUUUUCAGUAUUUAACGUGGACUUCCCACUUUUUUCUUUAUAUGCCUGCCACUGACAAUGAAGAACUGUUACUCGCUACAUGUGGCUGACAGAAUGGAAAUGGGUUUACCUCAGCUGUUCAAUCCAGUAGCGCCUGUAUAUGCAGCACAUGCUCCUCAGGAGUCUCCACCUUUUCAUACUUUGUUCUACCUGGGUAAAUCACAUGUUGCAGUUCCUACUGGCCACAUAUGUUUUUUUUUAUAACUGACCUACCCAACCUGUGUUCUUGUCAAAGCCAAAUAUACCUGUGGGAGACUAUUUUAAGAUCCACCAGCUCCAUGUGAAUCUGGUAACUUGUAGCGUAGUUCUGUAGGACUGUUGAAUUCUAGAUGAAGGUGCUGUGGUUUGACAG